CCCCGGUUCUCGCUCGCCGACGAAGCCCGCUUCGUGCUGGGCCACCGCAAGAAUGCCUUUGAGGCCGCCAAGAGGCUGCGCAACAUGCCCGUCGAGUUUGUCAGCGCCGGACUGCUCGAGGGCACCAUCAAGGAGCGCGACGAGGAGAGCGACGAGUCCAUUGCGCCAUCCACCUCCGAGUCCGCCUUGCCGCCCGACAACAAUACCCGCGCCAUGGCCCACAUGGCCAUCCGCAGCCCCUCGCCCGCCCUCUCCGAGGCCUCGAGUGGCUCCAGCGACGAGGUCGUCUUCCAGGGACGCGCCAACACGUCAGCCCCACUCUCGACCGCCGCGUCGCGCGUCGAUAGCCCGGACCCUGCGCCGACCACCACUGCUGCGCCGACCACCACUGCUCCGCCGACCACCACUGCUCCCAGGCCAGAAGUCGACGCCGACGCAGACGCCGACGCAGACGCCGACCCCGACUCCGACGCGGAUGCUGUCAGUGCCGAUGCGUUUGCAAAGCGACGGGCCGGCAAGCUUGCUUGGCAAGGCACCACAACUGCAUGGGCUUCCAAGUCGAAGCCAGGUAUCGGGUGGCUGCCGAGUGAGCAACGUCCCGACAUGGACGUCUUCCUUGCUGGCCACGUCGAUGCUCGCGACGCCGCCAUGGACGACUACGUGCAGAACAUUCAAGAAUCUGGUCUCACCGGCGACAUGGUCAAGGCCCCGGGCUUUGCGCGUCGUGAAAUGGACCUUGGUGCUGGCAGCCGCAAUGACUGGGAGUCGGCGUCGGGCAGCCACAAUGACUGGGAGCCAGCGUCUGGCAGCCAGGCUGGCGACAAGGACGCCCAGGCCAGUGUCUGGGACUCUGAUAUGCUGCAAGACUUUGACGGCAUGAGCACUUCGUCAGACGUCAUGGACACGGUCGCCCGCAUUCUUUCCAAGCGGAACCGCAAGAGCGGCGUCCAGUACCUGUGUGUCUACGAAGGCUCCGUCCCAGAUGACGCCCACUGGCUGCCUGGUGGCUAUCUGCAGAGCACUGCCGAAAAGGACCUCGUCCAAGCUUUCGAGGCCGCCGCCCUGCUUCGCAGCAAGGCCGAGUUGGACGGCAGCGGCAGCAGCACCAGCGACUCUGAGGGAGAUGAAGAAGAAGACGACGACGACGACGACGACGACGAUGAUGACGACGAUGAUGACGACGACGACGACGACGACGACGACGACGAUCCAUUCGGAUUUGGCAACGACGAGGAGCUCGACGACGAAACCAUCGCCCGAGUCUUGCAAAAGCAGGAGGAACUCGGCUUGGGUGCGGACGAACUGAUGCUCUACGCAGCUGAUGACUACUUCGCCGCAUCCUCGCGUGCGGACGACUACAUUCCUCUCAACGCUGGCCGAUCGAGAGGAAAGCAGGGAAAGCGCGGCGGUAGGAAGAACCGCGAGCCUACGUUCCCCUCGGCCUCUGCCAUGGCAGAUGUCCUCGACAUGGAUCCCUACAACGGCUUCGACAUCAUGGACACUGAGCGCCCCUCGCUGAAGCCCAAGAAGAAGGGCCGACGUGGCCAGAUGCCGUUUGAGCUGCUCGAUGACUCGGACCUCAACGACCAACUACAAAGCGCCUGGGAGGCCGAUCGAGACAAGAAGCGUCUGAAAAAGGCGGAGCGAGAAGAGUUGCGUCAGCAGGGCCUGCUCGGCAGGAAGGGCAAGGCACCAAGCUUAAAGGUCAAGUACAAGGACGGCAUCAUGAUGGAACAUGUCCUGGAAGAGAUGCGCGACUUCUUGGUCGGCGACAUGCAAACCCUUGCGCUUCCCCCUAUGGAUGCUCACCGUCGCGCGGCCAUCCACCAGGCUGCGGCUCACUUCAAGCUCACGUCCCGCUCUCGCGGCGAUGGGUACGACAGGUUCACCGUCCUCACAAAGACCACCCGCACACGGACGUACUCCGAUAACGACUUUGACAAAGCAAUCCUGCAAAACGGCCUUGUAAAACGCCUCUCGGGUCCAGCCUUUUCGCAAAAGGGCGAUUGUGCAUUCAAAAAGGGCAAUCGUGCAUUCAAAAAGGGCGAUUGUGCUUUCAAAAAGGCCGCCUCCGUUCGCUUUGGCGGCGCGCGCGGCAAGCCUACAACCGGCUAUCGCGACGGCGAGACAGUCGGUGCCAAUGCCCCGGAGAUUGGUCCUGAGAACAAGGGACACGCUUUGCUGGCUAAGAUGGGCUGGUCAAAGGGCAUGGCGCUCGGUGCUCUGGACAACAAGGGCAUCUUGCAGCCAAUCCCGCACACGGUGAAGAUGACCAAGGCGGGCUUGCAGUAA
Molecule: messenger RNA, 2292 nt
Organism: Didymella exigua CBS 183.55
Lineage: Eukaryota; Fungi; Ascomycota; Dothideomycetes; Pleosporales; Didymellaceae
Exons: 3
Molecular function (GO): nucleic acid binding
Source: RefSeq, a predicted model, not a curated record